Molecule: messenger RNA, 1899 nt
Organism: Cucumis sativus (cucumber)
Lineage: Eukaryota; Viridiplantae; Streptophyta; Magnoliopsida; Cucurbitales; Cucurbitaceae
Product: probable pectinesterase/pectinesterase inhibitor 7
Exons: 3
Coding region: 47-1729 (560 amino acids)
Biological process (GO): cell wall modification
Molecular function (GO): pectinesterase activity; pectinesterase inhibitor activity
Source: RefSeq, a predicted model, not a curated record
UCCCCAUCCCCCAUCUCAAAAUCCUCAAAUCUCCAUUCCCUCUCCAAUGGCUGCCGGAACCACCGCCACCGCCGCCGCAUUCUAUGUCCUUCUAAUCCUCAUUUCACUUUACAUCACCACUUCCGCCUCCCCCACCGGUUCGGUUUGCAGCUCAACUCCAGACCCUUCCUAUUGCAAAUCGGCCCUCCCGAACCAAACCGGAAAUGUGUACUCGUACGGACGGUCGUCAUUCAGAAAGUCACUGUCGUCCUCACAGAAGUUCCUCCGGCUAGUGGAGAAGCACCUCCGGUCCCGAUCGUCGCUGACGGUGCCGGCGGUGAGGGCGUUGGAGGACUGCCUGCUGCUGGCGGGACUGAACAUCGAUUACUUGAAGACGUCGUUCCAGACGGUGAACACGACGAGCAGAGUAUUGACGGAGAUGAAGGCGGACGAUGUGCAGAGUCUGCUGAGUGCGAUAUUGACGAAUCAACAGACUUGUUUGGACGGAAUUAAGGCGACGGCGGGUUCUUGGUCGCUUAAAAAUGGCCUUUCUCAACCACUUGCUUCUGACACCAAGCUGUACUCUCUGUCUUUGGCCUUCUUCACAAAAGGUUGGGUUCCGAAGAAGAAGAAAAGGCCGACAUGGAAAGCCGCGGGAAGACAAGGCGGGUUUAGAAACGGACGAAUGUCACUCAAAAUGUCCAGCAGAACCCAAGCCAUUUACGAGAAGGCUACCCGCCGGAAUCUGCUGCAGACUGACGACGGCGGAGACGACGAUCAGAUUAAGGUCAGGGACAUCGUCGUUGUCAGUCAAGACGGCAGCGGAAAUUUCACAACCAUCAACGAGGCCAUUGCGGCAGCGACCAACAACUCUGCUCCUACGGACGGGUAUUUCUUGAUCUUCGUGUCCGCGGGAGUUUAUGAAGAGUAUGUGUUAGUUGCGAAGAACAAGAGAUACUUGAUGAUGAUCGGAGAUGGCAUUAAUCAGACCAUCGUCACCGGAAAUCGGAGCGUCGUUGACGGCUGGACCACUUUCAAUUCCGCCACUUUUGCGGUGGUCGGACCUGGGUUCGUAGCAGUAAACAUGACAUUCCGAAACACCGCAGGAGCCAUAAAGCACCAAGCCGUCGCCGUCCGUAACGGCGCCGACUUAUCAACAUUCUACCUCUGUAGCUUCGAAGCAUACCAAGACACCUUAUACACUCAUUCCCUCCGCCAAUUCUACCGCGACUGUGACAUCUACGGCACUGUCGACUUCAUCUUCGGCAAUGCUGCCGUCGUCUUCCAGAACUGCAACAUUUACCCACGCCUUCCCAUGUCCAACCAGUUCAACGCCAUCACCGCCCAAGGCCGGACCGACCCAAAUCAGAACACCGGCACCUCGAUCUACAAUUGCCGAAUCACGGCGGCAGACGAUCUGGCGAACAACAGCGACGCCGGCGUGAAGACUUUCCUGGGACGGCCGUGGAAGGAGUACUCGAGGACAGUUUAUAUGCAAAGCUUUAUGGAUGAUUUGAUUAAUCCGGCGGGAUGGAGAGCUUGGGAUGGGGAUUUUGCUUUAAACACUUCGUAUUAUGCGGAAUUUGGGAAUUUUGGGCCGGGAUCUAACACGUCAGAGAGGGUUACCUGGGCGGGGUUUCAUUUGAUUAAUGAUACUGAUGCUGGGAAUUUCACGGCCGGGAAUUUUGUGUUGGCGGAUGAUUGGUUGCCGCAGACGGGCGUUCCAUACGAUAGCGGCCUGACGGAGUAGAAAGAGGGCAAAGUUGUAACUUCGCAUUUACCUUUUUAAUUAUAAUUCCGAAGGCAAAGUGUAUAGGUAUGGGUUCAAUAUGAUUGAUUCUUUUGUACGGUUAGAUUUAUUUUCAAAAUAUCUAGAAAUACAUAUAAUAUAUAAUCCAUUUUAGUUUAAGAUUUUUCUCA